Messenger RNA from Nelumbo nucifera (sacred lotus), 2115 nucleotides. NCBI's taxonomy places the organism in Eukaryota, Viridiplantae, Streptophyta, Magnoliopsida, Proteales, Nelumbonaceae. The record is from RefSeq and is a predicted model, not a curated record.
UGAGAGAGGCUGAGGGACCAUCGAGAUCCGCAGUUCGCCCCCGUCCUUCAUUCAUGCCCUCUCCCACUCACUCAAAUGAAAUGACUCCCAGCAAAUAAAAACAACUCAAGAAAAGUCGCUAGUAACAGUCACAUAUACACGCACAGUCUACAACUAUUUGUCUUUCCAUUUUACAAUUGCAAUUUCAGACCGAUGAACUGAUCCAUCAUCAUCUAUAUAUGCUCUAUAUAAAUACAACACCUUCCACUCUUUUCCUCUGCCAUUACUCAUUCACUCACACUCUUUUCAUCUCUCCUUUCUCCUUUCCGCCAUCACCGUCACCAUGCGGUCAUCAUCGUCAGGUGGCGAAGACACCAGAAAUCUCUACAGCAAUAGAGUCUCUUCUUCGUCGUCGUCCUCAAAAUCGUCAUCUUCGUCUUCAUCUCUCUCCCCCUUUUCACCUUCAACCCACCUCCCAACCCCUACGAGGAGAACCAUGGAAGAAGUAUGGAAAGACAUCAACCUCACUUCUCUCAAUGACCACCCUGCAGCUGCCACCGGCACCAGAGAAUCAACCCUUCCCAAAGGCACCGAAACUGAUACUACCAACCUCCGCGGUAUGAUUUUUCAAGACUUCCUAGCUCGACCCUUCAACACUACUGAUCCACCAACAAGCGUUGUCUCCGUUAAUCCCACAACUUCUUCUGAUGUCACUGCCUUCGCUUCUCCACCACCACGGCCCCCUACCGUCUUAAGUUUGAAUUCGGGCCCAGAAUUUCAUUAUCUUGAUAACACUGAUUCGUUGAGGCCACACUCGCAAUUAUAUGGCUCUGGCAAUGCAGCUGCUACACCCUUCUUUCUUCCUUCCUUGAACGCUCCUUUUGACUCUUUCGGUUCUUCUUCGACUUUUUCUCCGCUUUGCCGAAAAAGAGUUCCGGACACUGAAGAAAAUUCCGGAGAUCGACGGCAUAAGCGCAUGCUCAAGAAUCGAGAAUCUGCUGCUCGGUCUAGAGCCAGAAAGCAGGCUUAUACAAAUGAAUUGGAGUUGGAAGUAGCUCAUUUGAAGGAAGAGAACGCGAAGCUCAGAAUACAGCAACAACAGAUAUGUUUAGCGGCAGCUGCUCAACUUCCCAAAAAGCAGGCUCUCUAUAGAACGUCGACAGCUCCGUUUUAACAAAGCAGCCUUUUAUCAGGGUUUUUCCUUUCCAUCUCUUUUUUCUUCAUAUCUUUUCUUGUACUUAACAGAGAGAGAGAGAGAGAUGGGGCUUAAAUGUUCUGUAAGAGAAUAUCAAUGUCAGGGCUGUUAAGAAAGAAGAAAGCCGCAGAUAGCAGGUAGGUAUUUUGAAUCCGAGCAGUAGGAGCUUUGGUGGGCCAUACCUUGUAAGUUUGUAUUAAAUCUUUUCCUCGUCUUUUGUCUAUCUAAUUAAUAAUUUUCUUCUUGGUAUUGGAGGGUGGGGUCUAGGGCCAGGGGGAGUGAAGAUGGGAAGAGGGGGGAGGGAGUGGAUGAGAUGGGGAAUGGGAGACCAGAGAGACCACAUGCUUGCUUGCGUAAAGAUGUACAGUAUAAAAGAUGGGACAUGUUGGCCAUCACAAUCAAGUAUCUAUCAUCUUCUUCGUUUUUCUUCUCUCUUUCCCCAUCUUCCACUCUCACCCAAUCCAAGUUCUUAUCUUCCAUUAUUACAUCCAUUUUUUAUAUGUUUGAUAGAUCCGUUGUAAGUUGUAACAUCCAUUGAUGCUGUAUUUCGUGGGUCUUAAUCUUUAUGCUACCUCAUAAAAAUCCUUUCUAAUUUGUUAAGUUUUCGUCUCUGUUCACCCCAGUUAUCUUUUAACGUAUGCAAACGUUUCAAUUUUAGUUCCGUCGUUACGAGUCGAGUCUCCUCAUAGCACAGGCCAAUAGACAACACAUCAGCCUAACUAGGCCCCACAAGUCGACACGUGGGCGUUUGAGUUGAACCAUCUAUAAUUAACGACUUGAUAAUGACAUGGGAGAAGUAAUGCUGUAGACCGUUGAGUUCCAACCUCCAACGCGAAGAAACUUCUGUGCUAUUUCAUCCUACGGAUGAAAUUAUAUUUCAUGUAUUGCUUUGUGUUCGUUUUUGUAGCUACAUUUACAGAGCAACUAUUUUCUACUGCCAA